Molecule: messenger RNA, 1266 nt
Organism: Lachancea mirantina
Lineage: Eukaryota; Fungi; Ascomycota; Saccharomycetes; Saccharomycetales; Saccharomycetaceae
Source: the annotation of a GenBank genome assembly
AUGUCUUUAUUCAAGUCUGCUGCCAAAGCAUGGAGCAAAACGUUCCAGUUCGCCUUGUCACAAUGGUUCUUCAUAGUACUCGCGAUCUUUAUCAUUAUUUCCAGAUUCGCACCCAAUUUUGCACGCCAUGGCGGCCUGAUACGCGCCGAGUAUUCCAUCGGGUACGGCGCGGUUGCCAUAAUCUUUCUUCAAGGUGGCCUGAGCAUGUCGUCGAAACAACUGCUGGUCAACAUUGCCAAUUGGCGUGCACACAGCGUGGUCCUCAUUUUCUCGUUUCUCGUCUCCAGCGCCGUAGCGUUUGCGUUUUGUUACGCAGUCGCCUGCUCCAACGACAAGCAAAUUGACAACUGGUUGCUCGUCGGCAUUAUUUUGACCAUGUCAAGCCCCACCACGGUCGCGUCCAAUGUCGUGAUGACGCGUGAGGCACAAGGCAACGACGUUCUGUGUCUCUGUGAAGUGUUUAUUGGGAACGUUCUAGGUGCGUUUUUGACCCCUGCAGUGGUACAAAUGUACCUGAGCAGCCCACAUUUCGAAUUCGGUAACCCCGCUGCCGGAUCUAGUACCCGCAGAGUGUACGCAGACGUUAUGAAACAAAUUGGUCUCUCCGUUUUCGUACCGUUGUUCGUGGGCCAAGUCUUGCAAAACUUGUUCCCUGAGAAAGUGAAAUGGACCCUCCAGAAAUUCCGCCUUAACAAAGUGGGUAGUUUCUGUUUGCUGCUGAUCAUGUUUAGCUCAUUUUCAACCGCGUUUUACCAGCACGCUUUUACAAGUGUUUCUCACAUCAGCAUUGUGUUCAUCGUACUGUUUAAUGUCGGAGUCUACCUGUUUUUAACCGUCAUCUGCUUCGUGUGCGCCAGACCCUUUUUCAUUUUGAAAUUGUUCCCUAAUGAACCUACACCCGAGUCUUCCUCUGCUUACAAGAUUGCAUACAAGAUAUUCAGACCUUUUUACUACUCGCGACGCGACGCCGUGGCCAUACUGUUUUGUGGACCGGCCAAGACCGCAGCGCUUGGAGUCUCUCUAAUUUCUGCUCAAUACGGUGACAAUUUCUCGGAAUUGGGCAAAUUGCUUGUUCCCUUGGUCUUGUAUCAAUCCGAACAAGUUGUCGCGGCCAAGCUUCUCGUGCCUUUGGCGAGAAGAUGGAUUCUUCAAGACGUAUCGUCCGCACAAGAACCUACCGAGGAAACGCCUUCAAAAGACGAAAAAGACGACCAAAUGGAACUACAGGUCCAUUCCGACGCAACAAGUGCGGAAUAUACCUGUUAG